AUUACAAUCUACAUUUGUUCACCCCCGCCUUUACUACAUCCAUUUGGACCAUCAGCAACAUCGUCCCAAGCCUUUAUCUAAAGCCAGAAAACGCAUAGACUCUCCUCCAUUCGAUCUUCGACGACGCAUAAUUUCGAUGGCAUUACUACUAGCCGGUGCAGUUCCAAUAGUGGCUCUCACUCCACCACUCUCCUCAUCACACGCCGUCUCUUCUCUUCCGGUGAAAUCUUCUUCGUCGUUGUCGUUUUCCGUCACCUGCCCGAGCCUUCCAUUGAUCUACUGCGGAAGAGGAGAUAAGAAGACGGCAAGAGGCAAGCGUUUCAAUCACUCAUUUGGAAAUGCCAGACCGAAGGAUAAGCGUAAGGGGAGAGGACCACCUAGGGUUUCGAUUCCGCCCUCUGCCCCGAAGAAGGAUCCGUUUGAUGACGUUGAGGUGGUUGACAUUGAAAUUGACGAGUCUAUAAGGUGAUGCUUCAGAUGUGAUUUCUGAGCAUAUUUCAGUUUGUAAUCUCAGAUUAUAAGUGUAAGUUGUGUAACUUGAUUGAAAAUUUGAAAUUUACUGAUAAUCAUUUGGCUACUUUGUGAAUCGAGGGAUCUGUGUUUUCUGUGUCUUAGAGCAGUUAGAAAUGUGGUAUAUCAUUAUAUGGAAGGUUGUAGUUGGAAAAUUAAUUUCAAUAUAUUUUGUUUAUGGAUUAUAAACAUUUGUGUAUAGUGUCUAUAUGUAUA
Messenger RNA from Cuscuta epithymum, 726 nucleotides. The record is from the annotation of a GenBank genome assembly. Lineage: Eukaryota; Viridiplantae; Streptophyta; Magnoliopsida; Solanales; Convolvulaceae.